Uranotaenia lowii is the source of this 1637-nucleotide messenger RNA. RefSeq lists its product as uncharacterized. NCBI's taxonomy places the organism in Eukaryota, Metazoa, Arthropoda, Insecta, Diptera, Culicidae. The transcript is spliced from 6 exons. The record is from RefSeq and is a predicted model, not a curated record. Bases 87 to 1637 code for a protein of 516 amino acids.
UGCGCAUUUGUACCAUUGUAAUCGAUUCGAAUCGCUGAUCAGCAAACAUAAAAAUAAUUCCUCUACCUCGUAAAUUAAUAUUCGAAAUGAUGCGUAGCCCGCGGAUGAGUUAUAUAUUCUUCGAAGAUUCACUACGCAGAAGAGUUCUACGAAAGAAACGGGGCAAACUCAAUGAAUCGUCAACCGUUCCUUCCUCAUCGCUUAUCCGAGGCCGUAAAACAGAGAUCCAGGAAUGUUCCGGGUUGGAUUUACUGCCUACACCUGGAGCAAAAACUUGCUCAGAACUCAAUGGUUUUUCGGUAACAGUGCCUCCGUCAUCGCUUCUUCAAACCCGGAGCAACGAGAUCAAACCAAAAGAGAUUUUUCAGCUAAACGUAUCAUCACCCACGUUUCCUUCAUCAUCGUCUCUCCAAACAUUCGACGCAGACAUCCAUACAUACGCCGGAACGGAAUUAUUCCCUGCACUUGAGGAAAACAUUUGCUCGGAACUCGAAGAAUUAGAUGUUGACCAAUGUUCUAAUAUUCGCAACAUAAUGUGGCCCCAGUUGAUCGAUACGGUUGAAUCACACGAUAUUACUGAGUCGGAGGUGGAACAUUUUGAAAACUCUUCGAACAAUAUGUUUGAGACACAUGGAGAAAGUGCAGACUCAGAUGUGUAUCAUCCUAGUUUGAACGUUAGGAAGUCUGAAGUAUUAUUCAUGGUUAUGAAUAUAUUCAUGAAUCACCAUUUAUCAAACUCUGCGUUGGAAGAUAUCCUAAAGAUGCUCAAUAUUAUUACUGGUUAUGACAACCUUCCAAAAACAUUCACUAAAUUUAGCGCCUAUUUUUCUAAACAUACUUUGUCACGUCAUUACUAUUGUGAGACUUGUGUGACAUACAUUGGUACAAACGCUCGCUGUUUAAAAUGUGACAAAGACAUUUCGGAAUUCUUUGUAACUUUCGAUAUAGUACCAAAUCUAACAGACAUUUUAAUUAAACACUGGGAAAGUUAUGAAACAUUUUCUGCAACGAAUAUGACAGGAAGAGUUAUUGAGGAACGAAAAAGGGUGGACACAAAUUUAAUAACACUGAGCUUUAACACAGACGGUGUUAAAGUUUACAAUUCUUCGGCCAAAAAAUCUUUAUGGCCGAUUCUACUUUCUAUUAAUGAGUUGCCUCCAUCACUGCGUUUUUCUAAAAACAAUAUCAUUGUAGCAGGGCUUUGGAUGGGGUCAAAAGAUCCUGAUUUCAACAUCUUCUUGAAACCGCUAAGCGAUGCUUUAAAGGAGUUCAAUAGCACAGGCAUAACCUUGAAUAAACGAAGAAUCUCGGCAAUAUACAUCACUGCUUGCUGCGUGGACACUGUUGCAAGAUGCAAGCUGCAAAACUUUAAGCAGUUUAAUGGAUACGACGCGUGCGGCUAUUGUUCACAUCCUGGAAAUAUUAUCGGCAAACAGGCAAGCAUCGAGACCACUAUCGGACGAAGGCGGACAACCAGAGAGGUUGCAAAAUUCGGUAACGAGAGCAGUGGCGGCAUUCAAACGGCAUCCGAUGUGGGUCAACGGCGGGCGGCAGUACAAAUGGCUGCGACAAAUGGUUCAGCACAACACGAGGUCCAAAAUGCGUCAUCAACGGUCAGCACAACAGGAAAAUUUUGA